This is a messenger RNA of Eruca vesicaria subsp. sativa (arugula), 381 nucleotides long. The record is from the annotation of a GenBank genome assembly. NCBI's taxonomy places the organism in Eukaryota, Viridiplantae, Streptophyta, Magnoliopsida, Brassicales, Brassicaceae.
AUGACUCAAGCAAUGUCACCGACUUACCUGAAACGUCUGUUCAUGAUCUCUCUCCUCCUCCUCGUCUUCGUUUUCCUUCUCACAACAACUUCCACCGCUUCUCCAACAUCAAGAAACUUCCGUUACCGAACCCACCGGUUCGUCCCGAAGGUUCAUCAUCACCCGUAUUACGUGACACCUCACGGUUCUUGCGACUCCUUCACUCGCCCAUACGCGCGUUCUAUGUGCAAUGAGCUUCAAAGAAUCCACAGGAAGAAGCAGCCACUUGUUUCCCGUCCUCCUCCUCCUCCUCCGCUAGAGAUUGAUCCAAGGUACGGCGUCGAUAAAAGACUCGUCCCCUCUGGUCCUAAUCCUCUUCACAACUAAAAAAACCCUAUCCCU